Molecule: messenger RNA, 644 nt
Organism: Brassica oleracea var. oleracea
Lineage: Eukaryota; Viridiplantae; Streptophyta; Magnoliopsida; Brassicales; Brassicaceae
Product: putative lipid-binding protein AIR1
Exons: 2
Coding region: 82-450 (122 amino acids)
Source: RefSeq, a predicted model, not a curated record
AUAUCAAAUACAAAUAAGUAAUACGCUUCUAUCUUUCCAACUCCAAUCAUCAGAAACUUAUUUACCAUUUUGACAAUAAAUAUGGCUUCAAAGAACAUGACAACAAUCAUGGCUCUCUGUCUCACCUUCAACCUCGUCCUGGGUUUUACCACCCCGGCAAACCAACCUCAGUGUCCUGUUGACUUGGUCGAUAUCCAGGUUUGCCUCAACGUAUUUACCAAUGUCAUCAAUCCACAAGAUCCGGCUAAUAUCCUCAACCCACAAGAUAAGGCUCAAUGUUGCACUCUCUUAACUAAGCUUGGUGGUCCUGUUGCGGCUUUAUGUUCCUGCGAACUCGCUAGAACCAGAGUUCCUGGCGUAGUAAAUGCAAGCAUCAUCACUGCAUCAGCUAGUCAGUUCCUCAAGGUCUGCCCAGGACCGUACCUCGAGGAUGCUGAUUGGAGCGGGUGAAAGAGAGGGAGAGGGAUUGUACCGUUUCCGAGGGAUUGAGUCUGUGACAUCGCUUCAGUCUACCAUUCGAGAGAAUUCAAUUCUGUGGCAUCAACGUUUUGGACAUCCGUCUUCUCGCAUUACGGGAAUAUUCUCCUCUUUAGAUAGUUCAUCAGUGAUACACGAUGAACAUGUUAUCAAGUCUUGUGAUAUAU